Messenger RNA from Scaptodrosophila lebanonensis, 1532 nucleotides. It is a transcript of the gene cN-IIIB, whose product is annotated as 7-methylguanosine phosphate-specific 5'-nucleotidase. Gene Ontology annotation, cellular component: cytoplasm. The coding region runs from base 331 to 1302 and encodes 323 amino acids. The transcript is spliced from 2 exons. Lineage: Eukaryota; Metazoa; Arthropoda; Insecta; Diptera; Drosophilidae. The record is from RefSeq and is a predicted model, not a curated record. Gene Ontology annotation, molecular function: magnesium ion binding; 5'-nucleotidase activity.
AGAAGCGGUGUUUGUUGCACAGCUCAAUUGUGUGGACGCUUGGAGUCGGCGAUUGUGUUAUCGUAAUUGCUAUUAUUCAAUAUAAACAAAAAGCUGGUAGCUUAGCGCAUUGACAUCUACUGAUAACUGAUAGUUAUAGACAUCGUCACACAGGAAUAAAAGUGAAGAAUUAAGGUGGGCAGUGAAAAUUGGCAAAACAAAUCGUUGCCAAGAUAUUGCUCAAAAGCUCCCAGCAGUAAGAACUAAAAUUCCACCACACUGUUGCUUGGCCACGCGCUUCGAAUACAUCGCCAAUUGCUGCGCCGUCUGUUUUGGGAAAAAUUUUGCAAGAUGGGUUGCGACUCAAAGGUCGAAAGCACGGACGGCUUUGUUAACUGGCAGGAUAUAGUUGCACUGACGCAAAGUCAUUGUAAGAUGCGUGAUCCGUCAAGAGUGGAGCGCAUCAUUAAUGAAUUUGUACAAGGCGGACCAGAGCGCAUGCAGCUUGUUUCGGAUUUUGAUUACACCAUAACUAAACAACGAACGGAGGACGGCGGCCCAGUGCCCUCAAGCUUUGGCAUCUUCAAUGCAUGCAAAUCCCUGCCAGUGAGCUUUAAGGAGGAAUCGAACAAACUAUAUCACAAAUAUCGGCCCAUCGAGAUCGACCCGCAUAUGCCACCCGAGGAAAAGGUGCAGUACAUGAUUGAGUGGUGGACAAAAAGUGGCAAACUGACCAGUGGAUUUCCCUUCGACCAGGCAGAGAUUGAUCAGAUCGCUGGCAAAUACAAAAAUGCGCUACGUGACCGUACACACGAACUGUUCGAUGAUUUGAAUCGAUUGCAAAUACCAGUGCUUGUGCUCUCGGCUGGCCUAGGCAAUUCAGUGAUUUCUUUACUAGGGCAAGCAAACCUCAUGUACCCAAAUGUAAAGGUUGUAUCCAACUUUUUGCAGUACCGCGACGGCUUGCUGGAUGGAUUUCAGCAGCCCAUGAUACACACAUUCAACAAGAAUGAAGCUGUAUUAGAUGGCAGUGAAUACUAUGACCUUGUGCACAACCGGGAUCACAUAAUCGUGAUGGGCGACUCCAUAGGUGAUGCCGAUAUGGCUGCUGGUGUUCCGGCUUCAUCGCACAUUAUGAAAAUUGGCUUUCUAUUUGAUCAUGUGGAGGCGAACAUGGAGAAAUAUAUGAACACAUUUGACAUCGUGCUGGUCGAUGAUCAGACUAUGGAUGUACCCAGGGCGCUUCUUGCACUUAUCGAACGGCAGCACAAAUUACGCUUGGCAGGCAAUGGUGUAGCUUCAGCAACACUUCUGCAUACAUAAAUAUGUACAAACAUGCAUACUACGGGCUAAUACUUAUUAGCAGUAAAAUGCUAUAAAGCAGAGAAGCUACUAGUUUUAUAAUGACGAUGGGGUACAGUUAAAGUGACUCAGUGUAUAACAUUAUUUUAAAUUACUUUUUUGUUGAUAAUAAUAACAACAUAUGUAUGUUUGCAAAUGUAUAUCUUGUGUAAAUAUACACACAUUUGAUAGAAUAAACUGAUUAAAAUAAA